This is a messenger RNA of Lepisosteus oculatus (spotted gar), 5285 nucleotides long. The record is from RefSeq and is a predicted model, not a curated record. Lineage: Eukaryota; Metazoa; Chordata; Actinopteri; Semionotiformes; Lepisosteidae.
CUAGGACGGGAGCGCAGAGCAGCAGCUCCACUAGGAGACUCUGGUUGGUCCAUUAGACAUCGGGGAGUGAAGUAGGGAUUCCUGGGGACUUGUGUCUCUCUCUCUUUCUGAUUCACCGUGCUGGGUCAGAAAUAAUACCGCUAACAACAAAGAUCUUGUAACAGUGGGAAAAGCUAUAAUGGAGGCACUUCAGAAAACCCUCACUUACCGGGGCGAGACUGGUCCUUACAGAAAACUGCUGCCGGGUAAGGAUCUUUUUAACGCUGGGAAACAAGACGAAUCGAAAUAUGUGGACUUGGAUGAUUUGCUCGAUAUGAAAUCAGAAGGCACAAAGACCGUCAAAGUUACUUUUACCGGUGAAGGAAACCAGCUGGCAAUAUUUAAAUGCAAAAACGAUACUCCGAAUGCUGGGGUCAAAAGCGCCGGCGACCAUGAACGCAAUGACAACGCGUCGAAUCUCACAACCAUGGACUGUAAAUCUAAUAAACUGGAAACUUCAGGGGGCGUCAGGACGGGAGAGGGUGUAGCGGGCGAUAUCUCUGGCUCUUUUGCAAUAACUUCAUCCUCUGAAGUUCCUAAAAAUGAAGAUUUCGGAGACUUUCACGAAACCGCACUUGAAAAGCGGGGCUCUCUAACUGUAUCCAAAAACGAAACUAUGCUAAAAGAUUUCAAGACAAACUGCACACCGUUAGAAAACAACGAAUUAGAAUACACUGACAUAUUUUUAAGUAGAAGUGACUCAGAGGAGACUGUCAGCAUUGAGUUAGCAGAUGAGCACGCACCAGACAACAACGACGAUGAGUCCCACUACAUUACAACACACGAAAUACAGCUGUCUGAAUUAGACCAUGAUGUCGAUUAUGAUUUUGAGCUGGGGUCCUGUUGGGAUUUUGAAGACGAUAACUUGGUCUACUCAUUUGUGGAUUAUGCCUCCUUUGACAGCGAUGAAACGGUAGAAGGGAGGAAGAUACUGGGGGACAGAACUUGUGCGAAAGUGGAAAGCAAUCAGGCUCAAUCUAAUAAUACAGUUCGGCGCGCUGGUGGCGGAGCAGCAGUCAGCACUAAGCAUGAAAACGAUCUAUGUGACACGGACAAAUGCGCCAGCACAGAUGAAAGUCUGUCAAAGCACCAAAACGGCAGUGGGAAUUCUGCGGGACAGAUUCACCUGUCAAUCAAAACAACUUCCAGGGCUAUAAAUGAGCCUAGCAACGUCCAAGAAAAGGAAAACACUCGUUACGAUGCCAAGCACGAGUUAGACAUGAGUCGCUAUGUUUUUAAAAGCACUGAUGCAAAAAGAGGAAAAAUCAGUGAUAGUGCAAAGUGUUUUAUCGCUGCCCCCGGACGCCUACACUUUGGAAGUAAGCUUAAAGGGAAAGAUAUAAACGAGUACUCCAGUGGUGCGUCCAGUGCAGUGAGCGAACUGGAUGAUGCAGAUAAGGAAGUACGUAAUUUAACCGCAAGAGCUUUCAGGAGUUUAGCUUGUCCAUACUUUGAUGCGAUAAAUUUUAGCACUUCUAGCGAUUCCUCGGCCUCAGAGCAUGGUAUUGGGUUUAACAGGUGGUCAACGUUUGUUGAUCUUAAAUAUGGAAACAUGACACAAGCAAAGGAGCAAAAUGUGGUCUCUCAUAAAAGUUCGACGUCUACUUUUGAAAUUAACAAGGGAGCAGACGGUAAAGGGAUUAAAGGGUUGGCUUUAAGCCAGUUAAAAGCGCCUCAGACUAAAAUCUUUGCUUUGAAUGGCGAUGCUUCAGAGCCCCAGAACGCAACAUCUACCACUAAGAAAAUAGAGUUAGAGGGAAAAUUUGAACCAGGUCAGAGUGGGGUUAUAACUUUGACAGAAACUUUAAAUUUUCGUUGCAACGUUAACGCGGGUGCCCAUGAAAACGAAUGGCACGCAAAAUGUGCAGAAAAUGUCACAGGAUCACGUUCCACAGAUGGAGUUACAGACACCUUCCCAGUCGAGCUGGGAAGUGAGGCCAGCAAGCAAUCCUGCAGCGCAGGGGAAACCAUGGAAGGAACACACAAGAAAGCAAUAUUCGCCACAAGCCUUCUCAAAAAUGUCAUUUCUAAGAAAAUGCAGUUUGAGCAGGAGCGCAAAAUGGAAAGGGGUGAGAUUUCGGAAGCUUAUUCAGGACUCUCUCCCUGUCUACCUUACAAAGAGGUCGAAAUCCAAAAAGAAAAGGUAACAGCCAGCGACUCAAGAGGUUUACAAAGGCAAAACUCCAGGUUCUCGGAGGCCAGUUCUGACUUAACUAUUGUUUCUCUAGAAGAAUUAGGGGACAUAGCAGAUACUAAAUCUUGCGAUCUUAAGGACGAUGGUCAGAAGGAAGAGACUUUACCUCUUGCAUCAGAAACUAAUUUUGAUGCUUCUGCUGAAGCUGGAUUCGAUACUAAAAAAGGAGCAUCUGAUGCGGCCAAAAGCACUCUGCUUCGCAGCCAAAAUAGCGCAUUCAGAUCCUGGAGGGACGGCGAGCUGGAGUACCAAAAGGAACAGAAAAACAAUAAAACUCCGGUGGGGAAACCGUCUUCGUCCGCCGACAACCUGGGAAAAACGAACGCGCAACACGCAGGAGACAGCAGCAAGCUGACUAAAAUGUCGCAUUUGUUUGUACCGAGCAUCCAGCUUCUCUACAACGAGAAUGAGUUUGGAAAACCACAGCCCGACAAGGGGUAUUCAACUCGAGCUGCGGCUGAUCUGGGAGGAGGAGGAAACAACCAGCACAGCGCAGACAACACUCUCCAUGUGCCCGAUGCUGCUAGAAGCGCGGUAACAUCCAAAUCACCAGAAAUCAAAAUAAGCCUGCGGAGCGUGAAAGACAACAAACGCAACCCGUUCAACAUUGCUAAGCUCCUGACUCCCAAUAUAGGCUGCAAUGCAGCCAGCUUGAUAAAGACAGCUGAUGACUUUAAAUGCCAAGCGCUCGCUGCAUCUUUAAAGGGAGAGUCGUCGGAGAAAGCGCCCCACUUCAUGGUCAGAGACAUAAGGGAUAACAAGUGCAAGCUUCAGACUCCAAUUCAUCAGGUCAGAGACGUGCGCAAACUAGUUAAAAGUUCUUAUCACUUCGUUUCUUUGGAUAACAACGAAAACAGAGUGGCAGGCGCUGCCGAUCUGAGCUCAGAGAACAAACUUUCCCAGCAGGGGCUGUACAGAAACCAUGCUUCGCUCUCGCCAAUAGUCAUAAAGUGCCAGUCGGUGAAUACCAAUAGUAAUGUGAAGCAACCUGGGAAUCUAGCUGACAGAUCGUCUCCUCAACCACCUGCAGAGGGUGCCACAAACGGAACCUUAAUGGUCCAUAGGACAACAGGCAGAGUUCCCUUAGCGACUACGGCAAAACAACCCACUAAGAGCGAUUCAUUCGAGGUGCCUUCUGGGGUGAAAAUUGAAACCAGAGCAGCUAAACGGAAACAGGAGAAAAUAAACGAAACGCCUGACAGGAAACCAGAAUCAAAGAUGGCAAACCAAGUCGCCUUGGAGAAACUGAAAGCUGCCGUUAAGACCAUGGAGCAGCUGUACGUUUUUGAUCGGAACGAGUGGAAACGCAAAACUGAGCCUAGGCCAAUUACAGACAGUCACGUCUUGUCACUUAUUGCCAGCGAAGAGCAAGGCACAGGAAGACCACCAAACGAAUAUGAAGAAGAGAGCGGGGGUAUAGCUGCCCAAGUACGAGCAAGUAAUGCUGAGCGUCUUGUCAGAAGAAACUCUUACCCAAACACGGACAAAUCAUCCCCUAGACUAUUCGGUGGGUCACCGUUCAAUGCUUCACCGAAAAAAGAAGUGAAAGAGAGCCUUAAAAUGUUCCAUAUCCCUCUUAUUGGAGAGGACAAGGAUGUGUCUAAAUCCCAGCCUCUGUCAAGUGGUGCCAUCAGUAACAAAAAUGUUUUCACCUUCAGCAACAGCCAGAAAGCACCUGCUAUCACAGCUAGUGCCGGUCAUAAAGUAUCGCAGCCAUAUACUCUAUCACAAGUACCAUUCAGCACAAAAACCUUUGGUCCCAAAUGUCCUAAAGUCCCACUGUCAUUAAAAAUAUCUCAGGCCAAGCCUGCUACUGAAGAAAAGGAGAAACCUACCAGCAUCGAAACAGAAAAAGCUUUCCCACUGCAGCCUACCACCACAACCACAGCAGAAUCAGAGAAUUACCUAACGAUACCCGUGAAGUCUCACCCCAGCGAUGCCAAGCCCGCAGCUACAACCAGCCGAGAGGUACCUGCUGUGUACACCUUCACAGCCACGGGCAGAAAAGCUCCAACCGUCAGCCCGCUGGGUCACCCCGGUCAACGGGACCCGAAAAGACUGGAAGACAGCAGUCAGUCACCGAAAAGAUCUUCUGUUGUUAUGGAGACACGGUCCCCAGAUACCCCUACUGCUACCAUCUACCAUCACUCCCUACCCAUUGCAAUGUCUGGUCCACAGCCCCAGGUCAUCUGCUUCUCACCGUCAGUACCACCACCACCACACGCACCAGCAGUGGAUCACUUUCAACAAACACAAAGGAAGAUGCUGCUUGACCCAACUACCGGACACUAUUACCUUGUGGACACCCCUGUUCAGCCGACUACAAAGAGACUCUUUGAUCCAGAAACUGGACAGUAUGUGGAUGUCCCAAUGCCUCAGCAACCGAUAACCCCUGUUCCUGUCCCAGUGUCACCUUUAGCACUCAGUCCUGGUGCGUACGGUCCUACAUACAUGAUAUACCCUGGUUUUCUGCCAACCACUACUGUGUUGCCCACCAGGACAUUACAGACCCAGCUUUCAUCGCAUUCAGAUGCUGAAGAACAAGAGAAGUCAAACAGCAAAGAAACGCUACACAUGGGGCAACAGGGCGAUGUGGCUUAUAUGGAAAGUCCUUACUACAUCCCCACUGGGAAAUCCGCUCAAGCACUGCCUAUUUCCCAGCAUUUAACUACAAGGGGAUCCAAGGGAUUCUCUGAAGGAAAGCCUGUCAUCAGCAUCACAUCACAGCAAGGUCCAAGAAUUAUUGCCCCGCCUUCCUUUGAUGGAACUACCAUGAGUUUUGUAGUGGAGCACAGGUAAAACUACUGGCAACUUUACAUGUAAGUCCAUCACCUUUCUUUACUUACUGUACCUUUCAACUAUACAAUGUGUUUUAUUGUUUGCUAGCUUCAAACACAUUCUUCCUGGAAUGGGUGAUAAUGUCUUGCUAUUGUAGGCUACAGGGGUGGAUACAGUAUGUGUUCUUUAGUGAUGAGUGGCAGUUAUACCAUCACAAAAGAAAAUAAUGACAGUUAGGUGCUUCAGUGUGUAUGGUGCUGCAGAGAGUGUAGGA